AUUUGUAGGUUAUCUCAACAAAGAUCGUUACACACAAGUCAAAACGUUCCUGAUGCUGCAAGUUGUGUUCUUCAAAUUCAACAAUGCUUAGCAAAAUGCCUCCUGUAAACCCUAACAUAACAAUGAGCAGACACAUUCAGCAAACCAACGAGCGAUUGGUUCAGAUAAGACAACAACUCAAUAAUAUGUCGCAGUUUGAGGCUGCAGGAAAAGAACUGUUGGAAUGGUGUGGGGAUGCACGAGCAUACACAUCACAUUUUGAGAACAACUUGAUGCAGUGCCUUCAGGUUGUCAACAACGUUACACGCACUGGAACAGUCAACCCUGAUAUUGCACACAGAUUAAUGACGAUUUGCUCCCACCACCGCUCAAAACUAUCUCCCUCAAGUGCAGAGUUGAUAGCACAAUGGACGAACGAUAUAAACAAGCUACUUAUGAUGAGAGGAAACAACGGAAUGCCGGCUGACCAGAACAACGGACCUCACGUUCAACAGGGCAUGCCGCCGCACGGUCCGGGACCUGGGCAUGGUCCGGUACCUGGGCACGGUCCGGGGCCUGGACCGCAGCAAGGGGCGAUGGUACCGGGACCUGGUGAUUACGCGGGAUACAAGCAGCCGGGACAGGGGAUGCCGGCUGUUUCAGUGGUGACGACGGUUUGGGGGAGCGUCCAGGCCCAGCCUGUCAUAACCCAGACUCAGGGUACAGCUGUGUACCCCACUGCUAACCAGUACAUGCAACCUGGCAUGAAGAGGAGACCUCCUGGCCCUGGUUUCUAUCCAGGCGGUCAACAAGUCGGAGGAUACCCACAACAGGGACCAAGGGAGAUGUUCAUAAUGCAGCAGCAGGGACAGCAGAUGGGCAAUCCAGCAGCAGCAGCGGCGGCAGCUGCAGUUGCAGCGGCUGCAGCGACUGCAACUGCAACGGCUACAGCUACGGCCACAGCAGCCCUCCAAAAUGAAGCCCCUCCUCAGCAGCAGGACCAAGGGUUCCUUAACAGGCAGCAACAAGGUCAGUUUAACCAAGCCGGCCCUGGAGGGGAGCAGCAAGGAGAGUUUGGACCCCAGGGUGGAGGACAGAACCAGGAUGGUUACAAUUUCUACCCCAACUCACAACAAGGACCUCCCCAACAAGGCCAGCAGGCCGGACAGUACUCUGGCCCCUUCCCUCAUCCACCCUACCCCAACCACACUGUUAACCCCGGACACCCUGGUUACAACCGGGUUCCUACUGACACUGUACCACCACCACAGAAAGCUCCGAUGGAGUACCCAGGACAAUUGAAACAGAUCGAGCGACAACACAACCACUUCUACAACCCGUCCGUCCAACAGUACCCGGGCCCUCAGAGCUACAUGCCACCUCCUGGACACCCCGGACAUCCCGGACACCCUGGCCAUCCCGCACAUCCUGGACAUCCGGGUCAUCCUGGACAUCCUGUUCACCCUGGACAUCCACCUCAUCCCGGACACCCUGGACAUCCCGGACACAUGUACAAUAACCCCAACAUUAACCACGAAGGACCGCGACCUGGCUACGUAGGACCACCCCCUCACCAAGGACAGGGAGUGUACCCCGGUAUGAUGCCGGGGGGCAUGCCCCCACAAAACAGUCUAGUAUCCCAGCUACCCUCAUCUCUGGUUCCUCCCAACCAGCACAUGUACCCUCCAGACAUUAAACCGGAUAUUAAACCCAUCAUCAAUCCGGACGAAGAAGGACCCAGGUUCACCUUCCCCAGAGAGGACCACUGUCUCCUUCCCGCCUUCAAAUUGGAACAUGAUAACCCCAACAUGGUCCGAGAGUUCAUCCUCAACAAGGACAUGUACCAGCAGCUCUUCUCCAAGUCGGAAAUGGAGAUUCAGUUCAAGUGCUAUCAUUUUAACGACAAAUUCAUGAACACCAAUUGGCCAAAUCAUGUGUCGGUCAUGAUAAACAAUCAGAACGUCCCCAUUCCAGUGACCUCAAACAUGCAAAAUCAGCCGACGCACAUGCCGAUGUUUAUCAAGAGGUACUGUAACCCUGGUCGCAACGUCAUCGCGAUUAAUGUCAGAGCUUGCUGCUGCUCUCACCUCUUUACCCUACAGUUUGUGAGCAGACCGUCCGUCAGGAGCAUUCUUGAAAGUAUUAGCAAACAGAACUUGUUGAAGAGUGAACAGAGCCAGGCAAAGAUAAUACGAAACUUUUCUGCCAACGGGGGCAUGGCUGGAGGUGUUAACGAGGACGCGAUAGAGCAGACGGCGAUCACAGUGUCUCUGAAAUGUCCGAUUACCCAGCAAGCUAUCAGGUUGCCAGCUAGGGGUCGUGACUGUAAGCAUAUUCAGUGCUUCGAUUUGGAGAACUUCCUCAUUAUGAACUCGAGGAAAGCGUCUUGGAGCUGCCCUGUGUGCAAAAAACCAGCGGAAAUACGAAAUCUGGAGGUCGAUGAGUUAAUUUGGGGGAUCAUUAACGAGAAACCUAAAGUGGACGAGGUCAGGAUCACGCCAAACGCUCAAUGGUCCCCGAUUCAAACCAUGGAUGUCAAAAAGGAACCAGAUGACAACAUCGGUCUACCAAUCAAACGGUGUAGAACUGACGACUAUCAAAUACGACCCCAAAAUCCUCCUGACCAAAGGAUAAUGCCCAAUUCUCAAAUUGGCCCUGCUGCUCCAGGAGGUGUCCCAGGUGGAAUCCAAGCUAUGCAACAACAUCAAGUCAGAAUGGCUGCUCAACAACAGAUCAACCCCCGAAUGCCAAUGAACCAUCCUGCCAUGAUGAAUUCACACCCUCAGAUGCAUCCCGCGAUGAUGAACGCCAUGGGAACGCCCAACAUGACCAUUCCACCUAACCAUCAUGUUUCAGCUAACCCUAACCUUGUUACAAACCACACUGUUGCAAUGUCUCACCCAGCAAUGGGUCCAGUGGUAACCUCAAUGGGCCCGAUAGGACCUGGCCAUCCGGGACCAAUAGGGCAUGGAAAUAUCACUCCUGGUCACCCUCACAUGGUUUCAAACAUUAAUGCUCAUCCUUCUCAAAUGUCUCCGAGUGUUCAGACUUUACAGCAACAGCAGUCCAUGGGUAGUCCCGGUAUGCCGAUGACACCUGGUAUGCCCCAUACGCCUAAUAUACCUGGCAUGCCACCAACACCAGUCAUGACUCCCAACAACAGUACCUCCAGCAACAUGCCACCCAACCUACCCCACUCACAGGGACUGCCUUCUAACGGCGGCAUGCCUCCUACUCCCGGAAUGCCACAUACCCCAGGAAUGCACCCUGUACCAAACAUUGUGCCCAGUCCUCAGAUGGUUGGAGCGCCGACCUCUCACCACCCAGUGAGCACUGUGAGUUAUCCAACCUCCGUCAUGCUCUCUUCCAACGCUCCCGGGCCUCUGAAACCUCAGACUCCUCAUGGGCCAAUGCUGAAACCUCCUACUCCGAUUAUGAACCCUAGGACUCCCAAGACGCCCCAGAGUAUGGGUCAAGUAACGACUGCUCACCUUACUUCACCUCAUCCAGCGCCCUCCCCAGUCCGGCCCGACUUACCUCAAAUUGCGCCAUCCCCUCAAGCUACACUUAACGGCAACUUCAAUUCUCCACACGCUAUAAUUAGGUCGCCAAACACAACUUCAGUCGGCUAUGACCCCACGUUGCUGCCCCACACCACGGCAAACGACACGAUACCCUACAACUCGAUGGCGUCGCCCUUCUCACCACACAGCAAUCUUGCUCAGACACUUACUCCCCUCACAGAACCAACUACUUUGGUGUCAAGUGGAACAGCAACGACAAUGUCUUUCCCUACCCUGCCGUCUGACGACAUUACGCAGUCUGCACUUGACGCCAAUUUAGAUGAUGACGACUCAGAAAUAUGGAACCUGUUUGACAGUCAGGAUUCCGGUCUGUUCAUGUAGACUUCAUGGAUCGUGUUUAAGACACGCUCGACACCUCAUCAAAUCUACAAUCAGAACUUCUUGCGAAGACAAGCACUGAAACACGUGCAGACUGCAGAGAGAUUGCUAGUGCGAGCCGCGCGCGUCCCGGACAAAAAUUAGAGAGGGACCAAAUCCUGGCAAUGAUGAAAUGUACAUUGUACCAUAAGUGAUAAUGAUAAUACUAACUCGUGAUGUGAACUUAUGAUAACGUGGAGAUAUAUUUAAUUUAGGCAAAUUAUCUUCAAGUGCAAAAUUGUUGCAAUCAUUAGUGUACAAUAACAUUAUAGAAAUUGUAAAUAUAUACAUGAUCAAUUCAGUCACUGAUUCGGUUAUUCUAUUCUGUUAAAAUUUGUUUCCUUUCAUCAGUGAGAAGCAACAAUCUAUAAUUUACAGUUAGUUCGAUUUUAUGUUUAGCUAAUAUAUAUAUAAAGCCCUUAAGAUGAGUGAUCCUGUAAGAAAGUGUUCAUUUAAACCGCUCGGUGCUUCGAAUGCGCACUCGGAUAUUACCAGAAUGCGCACUCGCAGUUCUGAUUCAUUAGGUGGACCUUGAGAGAGAGGAUUAUCACAUUAUUAAAUUACGAUAUGUUUAAUUUCAGAGCCAAUAUCACGACACCUGCAUAUUGCCACUGAAAGGGUCCUUGAACAAAUUUUCUGGGCUAAAACAUGACAUCGUCGGCUCACCGAAACUUUACUUGAACUAUCAAAAUUCAUAUGUGCGUCUUCGUCAGUGAAGAUUUAUUCCUUAUCACACAAAUAUGUCCCGUUUGAUGAUACAGUUCUCGCUAUAGAAAACUUUGUGUCAUAAUUCUCAACCUUCGAUUGUGAACAAAUUCAUUAUUCGUUUACAUGGUCCAAGUUCAGGACCCUUUCUCGUGGCUCUACAAGAAUCUGUUAGCUAUGGUAUCAAGGAGUGUAGCUAUGGUAACUGUAGCUAUGGUAUCAAGGACUGUAGCGCUUUUCAUUUUACGAGUUUUUAUAUUCGAUCAUUUACGGAUCUGUCAAAAUUUGUCUAACUGCAUUAAAUUUUAAAAUUGAAUGAUUUUUUACUUUUUAUUUUCAUUAUAUUAGAAUGUCAUGAUUAUUAGUAAGUAGAGAGAUUUGCAAACUUCCUCCUAAUUGAGAUUUAUAUUCGAUCGUUGAUGUUAAUUGAUUUACUUAUUAAGAUCACUGAUAGGUAAAACUUAGUUAAUUAUAAAGUCUAAGAAUAAUAAUUGCAUUUAUCGUAUAAAUCCCCUUAUAUUUUAGUUGGAGCCAUGAUUUUUAAAGAAACAUAUACAUUGUACAUGUCCCCUUGUUACUUUUGAUAAAGUUCGGUCUGUGAAUGAUGUAAGCUCAGAGAAUCAAUGUUGAUGUAUCAUCCUCGUUAUAAUGGUUCUAGUUGAAGUAGACUGAACACAGCCAUCUAUUUAAUCGUGAUAACGUUUCUGGUUGGAGAAAUAUCUCUACUUGAUUCAGAAUUAUUCCACCCGUAUUGAUCGGUCUUACUUAUGUUAUGGCCAUCAACUUUUAUCACGACUUCAACUAGGAACUGAGAUUCUCUGAUUAUGAUGUAAAUAUGUACGUUGUAAGAAAGAGUAUGUUUCAUAACUCAUAACAUUUUUCUUAAUGUUGGAUUCUUACAUUGAUUGUACUUAAAUGUAAUUCAACGUAUCAUUAAAUUGAUGUGAUCCUAAUAUAAGGUAAAGAAGAACUAAUGUACUAAGAUAAAUCCUUGUUCAAAAAGCUUUUGAGCAACUACUUAAAUAUUUAAGAGAGUCAGUUAAUUUAUUUCAUGUGAUACGAAUUAUCUGAGCUGCUAGCGUUUGCCACGAUGCAAUACUUAGUUUAAAUUUGACAGCUUAGUUAUAUCAUUAUCAUAUAUUUACCUAUAUAAUAUUACUCUAUAAUUUAGCUAAAUUAUUUAUUAAGUAAAC
Molecule: messenger RNA, 5818 nt
Organism: Bolinopsis microptera
Lineage: Eukaryota; Metazoa; Ctenophora; Tentaculata; Lobata; Bolinopsidae
Product: zinc finger MIZ domain-containing protein 1-like
Exons: 20
Coding region: 84-3884 (1266 amino acids)
Biological process (GO): regulation of transcription by RNA polymerase II; protein sumoylation
Cellular component (GO): chromatin
Molecular function (GO): zinc ion binding; SUMO ligase activity
Source: RefSeq, a predicted model, not a curated record